AUGGAUUUCGUUACAAACAAAAUCGAAGAAAAAACCGGUAUGGACAUCAACAGAGAUGGUCAUAUUGGAGGUGGUGGUAUAACAGGUCAAGCAGAAAAAAUAACACAUAUGGAUUUAAAUCAUGAUGGAGUUAUCGGAGAACGUCCGGCAGGACAUGGAGCUGGCGGAGGUUUGAUCGGCAAAGCUGAGCAAAUCACUAAUAUGGAUUUAAAUCACGAUGGCCGCAUUGGUGGUGGUGCACGUCAUUGA
Adineta ricciae is the source of this 249-nucleotide messenger RNA. Lineage: Eukaryota; Metazoa; Rotifera; Eurotatoria; Adinetida; Adinetidae. The record is from the annotation of a GenBank genome assembly.